This is a messenger RNA of Daphnia pulex (common water flea), 1462 nucleotides long. RefSeq lists its product as uncharacterized. The record is from RefSeq and is a predicted model, not a curated record. The transcript has 7 exons. Gene Ontology annotation, biological process: oxygen transport. Gene Ontology annotation, cellular component: extracellular region; hemoglobin complex. Bases 108 to 1139 code for a protein of 343 amino acids. NCBI's taxonomy places the organism in Eukaryota, Metazoa, Arthropoda, Branchiopoda, Diplostraca, Daphniidae. Gene Ontology annotation, molecular function: oxygen binding; heme binding.
CAGCAGCUAAUCUCUUCAAUACACUUCCACUAUAAAAGAACAAGAAAAUCCUCAGAAGAGCAUCACUUAGCUAACUGAUAUUUCCAGAGCUAACUCGUCUCGCAAUAAUGGCUUUCAAGUUUGCCCUUCUCUUCGGCCUCGUCGCCUUCGCCAGUGCUUGCUCUCAAGCUCCCGGAACCACCACCACCACUGUCACCACUACCGUCACCACCGUCUCUGCUGAUGAAGGAGAUGAAGGAAUCUUGAGCUCUCACGACCGCAGUGUCAUCCGCAAGACCUGGGACCAAGCCAAGAAGGACGGUGAUGUCCCUCCUCAAGUUCUCUUCCGCUUCGUCACUGCCCACCCCGAAUACCAAAAGAUGUUCAGCAAGUUCGCCACUGUUCCCCAGAACGAACUUAUGGGCAACGGAAACUUCUUGGCCCAGGCUUACACCAUCUUGGCCGGUUUGAACGUCGUCAUCCAGUCCCUGUCCAGCCAGGAACUUUUGGCCAACCAAUUGAACGCUCUCGGCGGUGCUCACCAGGCUCGUGGAGCCACCCCCAUCAUGUUUGAGCAAUUCGGUGAAAUCUUGACCGGAGUCCUUGCUGAAGAGCUCGGCAGCGCCUUCAACGCUGAGGCCAAGAGCGCCUGGAAGAGCGGACUCGCCGCUUUGGUUGCCGGAAUCUCCAAGACCCUCAAGAAAUCCGAGGAUUUGGCCGAUCCCCAAACCAAAUUGUCUCCUCACAUGAUUGGUGAUGUUCAGAGGUCAUGGGAGAACAUCCGUGGAGGUCGCAACGCUAUGGUCUCCGACAUCUUCAUCAAGCUCUUCAAGGAGACUCCCCGCAUCCAGAAAUUCUUCACCAAGUUCGCCAAUGUCGCUGCCGAUGCUCUGCCCGGCAAUGCCGAUUACGAGAAGCAAGUCGCCCUCGUCGCCGACCGUGUUGACACCAUCAUCUCCGCUCUGGAUGACAAACUGCAGCUUUUGGGUAACGUUAACUACAUGCGCUACACUCACAUCGCCCGUAGCAUUCCCCGUGGACCUUGGGAGGACUUUGGCCGUCUCCUCGUCCAGUCUUUGGCUGCUAAGGGUGUUUCUUCUGACGAUUUGGACUCGUGGAAGAGCGUUUUGUCCGUCUUGGUCAACGGAAUUGCUCCCUAGAUUUAAAUAUCUUACUGGAGUUCUCCAAAAUCAAUGCUCAAGCAAUAAUGAGGAGAAGAAAAAAUUUCUGAACCGUCUGAUUCUGACAUUUUUUUUAUUGUUAUUAUUUUUUUUUCCCAAAUACAAUUACUUAAAAAAAAGGUCUCUCAACUGUGUCUUUAUUAAAUCAAAAUGAAAUUAUACUGCCUGAUUUGAUUGGGUUUUGUGCCUACAACAUAAGACAUCAUCUUCAGUCUUUUCUGAGUUUCUGAAAUUUCUAGCUCAACCGAAAAUCAAAAUUGCAGCUAUCUAUAUUUCGUUUGUAAUCAAUACGAUUUCAAGAA